This is a messenger RNA of Trematomus bernacchii (emerald rockcod), 384 nucleotides long. RefSeq names its product protein krueppel-like. Gene Ontology annotation, biological process: regulation of transcription by RNA polymerase II. The record is from RefSeq and is a predicted model, not a curated record. Gene Ontology annotation, molecular function: DNA-binding transcription factor activity, RNA polymerase II-specific; RNA polymerase II cis-regulatory region sequence-specific DNA binding. The transcript has 2 exons. The coding region runs from base 1 to 384 and encodes 127 amino acids. Lineage: Eukaryota; Metazoa; Chordata; Actinopteri; Perciformes; Nototheniidae.
AUGGCUGAACAUCAGGUAGACGAUAACACAAGCAGCAGAAUGAGUUCAUCAGCAGAGUGUGAGAAGAGUUUCAGGGACUCAGGCACAUUGAAGCACCACAAACGUACCCACACUGGAGAAAAAUGCUACUCCUGUGACCAGUGUGAGAAGAGCUUUACCAGCUCAGGCAAUUUGACGAUUCACAAGCGAACCCACACUGGAGAAAAACCCUACUCCUGUGACCAGUGUGAGAAGAGUUUCAGGGACUCAGGCAGUGUGAAGCUCCACCAGCCUACCAACAACGGAGAGAAACCUGACGUCUGUGCUCACUGUGAGAAGAGCUUCAGAGAACCAGCCCACUUGAAGAUCAGCGUACUACCGCACACUGGAGAAAACUUUCACUAG